AUGAAGUCCACCAUUGUCAUCGCCGUCAUUGCUGCCCUCACCACCGCCGUCGUAGGCACCCCCGCUCUGUCUACUCUUGAAGCCCGCGAAGCAGAAGCCGAGCGUGCUGGUCUUCUCCCUCGUGCCUGCCCCGGCGCACGCUCCAGCUGCCGCUUGGACUGGGCCAAGAAAUGCGAAUGGUGGUGCCAGAAUCGUGGCGGUUUCCACGUCAUGGAGUCUUGUUACCUGGGCUUUAGCAGGUGCUGCUGCAACAAUUGA
Messenger RNA from Exserohilum turcica Et28A, 258 nucleotides. RefSeq lists its product as uncharacterized. The coding region runs from base 1 to 258 and encodes 85 amino acids. The transcript has 2 exons. Lineage: Eukaryota; Fungi; Ascomycota; Dothideomycetes; Pleosporales; Pleosporaceae. The record is from RefSeq and is a predicted model, not a curated record.